Messenger RNA from Cricetulus griseus (Chinese hamster), 1054 nucleotides. NCBI's taxonomy places the organism in Eukaryota, Metazoa, Chordata, Mammalia, Rodentia, Cricetidae. The record is from RefSeq and is a predicted model, not a curated record.
AUGAAGGCUGUCCUCUUUGUCCUGUUGACCACCUACUUGGCCCUGAAGCCAGGGGCUGCCCUGCAGUGCUAUUCAUGCACAGCACAGGUGAGCAACAAUGACUGCCUGAAUGUGCAGAACUGCAGCCAGGACCAGAACAGCUGCUGGACAUCACGCAUCCGGGCCAUUGGACUUGUGACAGUUAUUAGUAAAGGCUGCGGCUCAAACUGCAUGGAUGACACCGAGAACUACUACGUGGGCAAGAAGAACGUCACAUGUUGCUACUCCGACUUGUGCAAUACCAGCGGAGCCCACACCCUGAAGCCAGCCACCACCACCCUGGGGCUGCUCACUGUGCUCAGCAGCCUGUUGCUGUGGUGUUCCAGUCAUCUAUAGGCUCUAGGAAGCCCUACUACAGCCUCUACUAUGCAGGGAUGACCCACCACCACCACCACAACUCCUAACAUCCACACAGGGCUGGCCUUUGCCCUGCCCCUUCUGGUGCUCCCUCCUCUCAGCUGCAUCUGUUUCUACAGCUGGCGCUUUGCCCCCCCCCUCCACCACAUCAGUGCGAUGCCCCGCCAGUUCUGCUCUGGCACUUCUGCUGCAGGGCUCCCUGCACCACCCUGCUCCCUAGGAGCUGAGCCAAUCUGCACAGCAGCACUUGGGAAGGGCCUGGUGAAGGCUGAGACGAGAUGGACUGGGCAGAAAUGAAGCUGGGAGGUGGGUGUGAGGUUCUGCUAGUCCUAGGAGAUGAUCCCGGUGGGUGGACCUGCCCCAUGUUUAUAGAGCCCCAGAACACAGUAGGCCUGUAAUAAAUUCCUGUUGGGUAAGUUGGAGAAAGAUUUUGUCCUUAAGCAGCCCAUGAUGAGCCUGGCCUCCACCUGGGCAAUGUCCAUCAAGGGUCAUGGACAUGCCGUUGACCUUAGGUGUUAGAGGCCUGGUCUUGGUGGGAACACAUAUGUGGCACCUGGCAGGGGGCAGGACCACUUAUCUCAGGACACCCGCCCUUGCUGUAUAGACUCAGGCACAUUUCCAAGCUUCUCAGAGUCCUGUGUGUUUCUCUGCUACCCUC